This is a messenger RNA of Drosophila elegans, 1903 nucleotides long. It is a transcript of the gene nemy, whose product is annotated as probable ascorbate-specific transmembrane electron transporter 1. Gene Ontology annotation, molecular function: oxidoreductase activity. NCBI's taxonomy places the organism in Eukaryota, Metazoa, Arthropoda, Insecta, Diptera, Drosophilidae. The record is from RefSeq and is a predicted model, not a curated record. The transcript has 6 exons. The coding region runs from base 367 to 1239 and encodes 290 amino acids.
UGUUUAGUUCGCUCGCAGCAUUCGUGGAGUUCAGACGCGUGUUAGUGCUUUGGAGUGCGGGUUUCGCGCCGGUUUGUUUGCGGAGUUUUAACCGCAUCCAUCAGCAGCAGCUCCUCUUUGAUCCAUACCAUAUCCACGGGAGGGAUGCACUCGUGUUCGCGUUCGGGCAGAUGAAUUAAUUGUGGAAAAUUGUUAAAUUCCAGCUCGUUGAAGCGACCACAAAUCCAAUUAAGCAUAUACACCAUCUGCGGAGAGUUUGUGCAUAAUUGAGUAAUUAAGUUUUCAUAGAAAAGGGUUUUUUGACACCGCACACGCCAAAGUAACUUGGGUGAAAAGAGCAGCGGCAUCAAAAUUGAUUGCUUUCACAUGGACACGAAUUCGGUGAGCCCGCUGCCGCCGAUGGAGGAGGCCAUGGACAGGGUCAGUGAGAAGUCGCCCCCGGGAACACCCAAUGGCAUCGAGAUGCCCCCGCCGCCAGACGAAAAACGCUAUGAGGAGGAUCCGGACAAUGCCUGGAACUGCUGCUCCUGGUGCGAGUACUUGCUGAUCGUCAUCCUGUCCACCAUCCUGCUGGUGGGCGUCCUGGUGCUGACCCUCUUCUGGGUGAUGUUCUACCGCGAUGGCUUCGCCUGGUCGGAGAGUCCCAAGCAGCAGUUCAACCUGCAUCCCAUCCUGAUGAUUGCCGGUUUCGUGACGCUAUCCGGAUUUUCCAUCUUAAUCUAUCGACUGUGCCGAUGCGUGAAGCACAUCUAUGUGAAGCUGAUCCACAUGUUCUUCCACGCCGUGGCCAUUCCGUGCAUCGCCCUCGGCUUCCUCUCCGUGUUCGACUCCCACGAGGCGUUGCAAAAGGUCAACUUCUAUAGCCUCCACUCGUGGCUGGGUUUUGUGACAAUGGGCAUGUUCGUGCUCCAGUUUGUGAUUGGCUUCUUCAGCUUUCUGGUGAUGUUGUGCUGUGAGAACAAGACCUAUAGCUGCCGCUCCGCCAUGGUACCCAUCCACGCCAGCUUGGGCCUGGCCAACUUCUGGCUGGCCAUUGCCACAUCCGUCACGGGUCUGAUCGAGAAGGAGCGCGAAACCGUCAACGAGACGGGCGUAAGCUCGGAGAACAAGCUCAUCGAGCACUAUAUCACCAGUGCCAUCGGCGUCACCCUGAUCUUCAUCGGCAUCAUUGUGACGUUUGCGGUGCGGCGGUCCAAUGCGCCCGCCUCCGCGAAGGUUUACGUGACGGAGCGCAUUUAGACGGACCGCCCGGCUCGUCGGAGCCUCCGUCGCCGGAUUCGGUCCACGGCCAGGACGGGAAGCGAGUGGCAGCAGGUGUAUCCGAGGAUCGGGAGGGGCGUGUCAGGGACGGAGCCCGGGCACUUGGCCUUGGGGAGGCGAAUCCACGUGGCCCUUUCGCCAGGCUUUGCGCACAGAGAGCACGCUUCUGCAUCUCUAACCGAACCCUUUGUAACCUUUUAUAUGCCAAAUUAAAUCCUCUUCAUACACUUAGACUACUCCGCAUACGGCGCUUAUCCAAAAUCUUUACUCCCUUUUAACCCCUCCGUAGAUGUGUAGGAUUAGGAAUCUCAGAAAAGAGCCGACCAAGCAAGCAAAUCUAAUCAAAAUUAAAGUGUUCAGCCGAACUUACUGAUGCAUUCAGCAUUCAGCACCCACAAGCAUGAUUAGCCAGUUUUUUGGUACUAUACUACUAUAGUAGAAUUUUGAUAUAAGCCCAUGUAACUAGUGUAUGUAGCGUACCACGUAACGCAUUAAACGUAUGCACUCGGACUCAAAACUGUCGCAUUUGAUGUUUAUUUUGUAAUCGUGCAAGUAUUUGUAUUUCAUAAUGCGUAAGCUGUAAAACAAUUUUACAUACAAAUAAUAAACGAUACUUUUGGCCUGUCUCAAGGGUCUCAUAAUA